This is a messenger RNA of Papaver somniferum (opium poppy), 888 nucleotides long. RefSeq lists its product as uncharacterized. The record is from RefSeq and is a predicted model, not a curated record. The coding region runs from base 1 to 888 and encodes 295 amino acids. Lineage: Eukaryota; Viridiplantae; Streptophyta; Magnoliopsida; Ranunculales; Papaveraceae. The transcript is spliced from 3 exons.
AUGGAGAAGAUAAUAUCUCCAAUGCAAGCUGCUUAUGUACCAAGAAGAUUGAUCUCUGAAAAUGUUUUUCUUAUCCAAGAAAUGGUUCAUUUUAUGAAGAAACAAUCAGGAAGAGUGGGUUCUUUUGCUUUAAAGAUGGACAUGUCAAAGGCUUUUGACAAAUUGUAUUGGAAUUUUCUUUUGGAAGUCUUGGAAAAAUUUGGUUUUAGUGACAAAUGGUGUCAUUUGAUCCACCAGUGCAUCUCAACAACACAAGUGGAAGUACUUUUAAAUGGUUCUCCAUAUGAUUGUUUGCUCUUUGCCAAAGCUAAUCUGGAUCAUACAAGGAAACUAGUUGAAGUUAUUGAAGAGUUUAGUAAUUGUUAUGGACAAGUUAUUAACUUCAAUAAAUAUUCAAUAUACUUCAGUAACAAUGUCAGUCCUUCUUCUAGUGAAACUUUAGCUGGAAUUCUACAAGUUCCUAUCAUGGAUCCAAAAGAGAAAUAUUUAGCUGAGAAAAUGGAAAAGAGAUUAUCUAAAUGGAAUUCCACUAAUCUUUCUGAGCCAGGCAGAUCAGUUAUGGUCAAACAUGUCCUCAAUGCCAUUCCUGUUCAUCAUAUGACAUCUUUCAAGUUACCAGAUCAAACUAUCAAAGAGAUUAAUACUAUGCAGGGAAAAUUCUGGAGAACGAAUGACUCAAAUAAAGGUGCAAUUAUUUCAUGGACCAACUUAAGCAGAGAUAAAGAGGAUGGGGGUCUUGGUUUCAGAGAUUUGGAAUGCUUUAACAAAGCUUUACUCUCCAAAUCUGCUUGGAGACUUUGUACAAUAAGUGAUGAUUUGUGGUCUAAAGCUAUGGGUGCUAAAUACUACCCAAAUGAUGAUAUAUUUCAACAUACAGUUAAAGAUUAA